ACCCACUGCAAAUGUGAGCUCCCUCUGGCACCCCUCCUUCCCCCCUCCUCUCUGCAGUAGGCGGGGGGCGGCAGUAAGAUGCAGCCCCUUCUCUGCAUUGCGGAGGCUUCGCGAGUGAGCCAGAUUUGCAGGGUGGGUGGGAGGAAGCCGCGGAGAGUCUGUAGUAGACCGAGGGGGCGGGGGGGUGUGAAUGGAAAAGGGGGGGAAGGGAGCCGAAUCUGCACAAGACGAGCCUUCUUUCGGCUCGUGCAGACAGCAAAGAGCUCUGGGGUGGGGGUGGGUGUGGGUGGGGCAAGACGAGGGUCUCCAGGGGAGGCAAAUGAUACUCCUGGGUGGUGAAAUGUAGAGCCAGGAACUGCUUGGCAGGAUCCAAAGAAAGGGGGAAACAGUGCAUUGCAGUGGUGGGAUUCAGCAGGUUCGCACCACUUCAGCAGAACCGGUUGUUAAAAGGGUGCUUGUCAACAACCAGUUGUUAAAUUGUUUGAAUCCCAGCACUGGAGAAGAGCCCCCCCCCCCCCACACACACACACAGAGUUCACCCACCUGUGCAAGAAAGAGCCACUUGUGCAAAAGAGAUUUAGCCCAGCAAGUAAUGACAAUACAAAAGGGACCUUCUAUCCCCUUUAGACAGAGGAAGGGGCUGAUGGAUCAAGACUGAGGUGGGGCAGGAGAUUUAGGAGGACACACACACCCCUCUGUGGUUCUUGGCAGCCUGACCCCAGAGAGCUCCUCUUUCCUUCCAUCCCAGGAUCCUAAACAGUGCAGCCGUGCUGUCUCCUGUGCUCUUCGGAAAACUGAUGAGGAACAGCCCACCUCCAAUCCUCUCAUUUCUUCUCCCUUUGGAAGUCCUGGUCCUCUGAGUUGGAGGCUAUAUUUCUGUUCCCCUGGAAAUCAUGUGACUUCAUGAGGAUCAAUUUAAAUUCAUCUGCAUCCAUCCAGUCCCCUUUUUCACCCAACUUCAACUGAGGGAGAAGCCUCUCUUCAUAGCCAAACGAGUAAAGGAGUCCUUUCACAGUUUCACAUGGCCCAAUAGAAGGGAAGGAAAUGGAAGAGCAGGGCCCAGAAGGAUCCGGACCUGGCAAGAGAGGAAGGAAAGGCCCCUAUCCCAUUCAAGCUGAGAGUGGUGUUGAAUUCUGGGAGAGAGUUGUGCCAGAGAUCUGGAUUCAGAAGACUAUAAACUCAAACGUACUUAGAAAACACUUCCGGCAGUUCUGCUACUGUGAUGCUGAUGGGCCCCGAGAGGUUUGCAGCCAUCUCCAUGGACUUUGCAACCACUGGCUGAAGCCAGAGAGGCACACAAAGAAGCAGAUCCUGGACCUGGUGGUCCUGGAACAGUUCCUGACCCUCCUGCCCCAGGAAAUGCAGCACUGGGUCAGAGGAUGUGAUCCGGAGACCAGUUCCCAGGCGGUGGCCCUGGCCGAAGGUUUCCUCCUGAGUCAGGCCGAGGAGAACAGGCAGGCAGAACAGAGGUUGGGUCUAUCCGUGAAGAUGGAAGCUCAGUUGGAAAGAUCUCUGUUGGAGGAAGGGCAGCUGGGCCAGGCCCAGGAAUCUGCCCAAGAUGUCAUCUCACAUGGCAGUGAAGGGACAGUGUUGAGCAGUUCUGUUUGUAGACGGGUGAAAACAACUUCUGCACCUCCUGUUCAGUCUCUGGUUUCCUUUGAGGAGGUGGCCAUGUAUUUCACCGAGGCAGAGUGGGUAUUGCUGGAUCCAGAUCAAAGAGCUCUCUAUGAGGACAUCAUGCUGGAGAACUAUGAGAGCGUGGCGUGUCUGGGAGCCAUGAAUGUAAUGAAGGCUAUGGUUACGACAGACAAAGGCCUCACUUCUGAUGAAAUGCAAGAGAAUUUAUCCAGAAGACCUGUAGAGGGUGUUUCCUUCCCAGAUGAGCCGACUGCAACAGCACAUGUAGAGGAGACAGUGGGGGUAUUACAGGGGUCCUCUGUGGAAAAAAACAAGGAUGAAGUUUCUGAAGGAAACCUUGAGGACAGAGACGGACCACCGAGGCAGUGGAGAAGCAAUGCAGACAGAACAAGGGAUAAACCUGUACAAUCCCAAGAAGUAGGCUUCUGUGAAAACCCAGCAUAUAAGUGCAUAGAGUGUGGACUGAACUUCUCAGAUCAAAGCCAAUACGAGAUCCAUUUGCAAAUGCAGAGUGGAAAGAAGAUGCAUCAAUGCUUGGAUUGUGGCAAGACUAUCCUUUGCAGAGUAGAGCUCAGACAUCAAAUGAACCAUAAAGGAGAGAAACCUUGUAAGUACUCAGAUUGUGGCAAAAGCUUCUCACAAAAAUCAAAUUUUUUUCAACACCAAACCAUUCAUUCAGUAGAGAAGCCACUAAUCUGCUUAGAGAGGGGAAUGACCUUUGUUGGUAAAAGAAAUGGUAAUGUACACAUCCCAAACAAUAUUAUAAAGAGGGCACAUAAAUGCUUUUGGUGUAGAAAGUUCUUCAGCUGCAGAUCAAAACUCCUUGUGCACCAAAGAACUCACACAAUGGAGAAGGGUUUUGAAUGCCCAAAAUGUGGAAAGAGAUUCAGGCACAGUAGCACUCUUCAAGAGCAUCAAAGAACUCACACAAAGGAGAGACCUUUUGAAUGCUCAGAGUGUGGAAAGAGAUUCAGUCAGAGUAGCAAUCUUUACCAGCAUCAAAGAACUCACACAAUGGAGAGACCUUUUGAAUGCUUAGAGUGUGGAAAGAGAUUCAGUUGGAAUGGCGCUGUUCAACGGCAUCAAAGAACUCACACAAAGGAGAGGUCUUUUGAAUGCUCAGAGUGUGGAAAGAGAUUCAGUCAGAGUGGACAUCUUCAACGGCAUCAAAUGACUCACACAAAGGAGAGACCUUUUGAAUGCUCAGAGUGUGGAAAGAGAUUCAGUCAGAGUAGCAAUCUUUACCAGCAUCAAAGAACUCACACAAUGGAGAGGCCUUUUGAAUGCUCAGAGUGUGGAAAGAGAUUCAGUCAGAGUAGCAAUCUUUACCAGCAUCAAAGAACUCACACAAUGGAGAGGCCUUUUGAAUGCUCAGAGUGUGGAAAGAGAUUCAGUCAGAGUGGACAUCUUCAAGGGCAUCAAAGAACUCACACAAAGGAGAGGCCUUUUGAAUGCUCAGAGUGUGGAAAGAGAUUCAGUCACAAUAGCACUCUUCAGCAGCAUCAAAUAACUCACACAAAGGAGAGGCCUUUUGAAUGCUCAGAGUGUGGAAAGAGUUUCAGUCAGAGGGGACAUCUUCAACGGCAUCAAAAAACUCACACAAAGGAGAGACCUUUUGAAUGCUCAGAGUGUGGAAAGAGUUUCAGUCACAGAAGCACUCUUCAACAGCAUCAAAGAACUCACACAAAGGAGAGACCUUUUGAAUGCUCAGAUUGUGAAAAGAGAUUCAGUCGGAGUGGCCAUCUUCGACGGCAUCAAAGAACUCACACAAAGGAAAGACCUUUUGAAUGUUCAGAGUGUGGAAAGUGUUUCAGUUGCAGUAGCACUCUUCAACAGCAUCAAAGAACUCACACGAAGGAAAGACCUUUUGAAUGCUGAGAGUGUGGAAAGAGUUUCAGUCUGAGUAGCACUCUUCAACGGCAUCAAAUAACUCGCACAAAGGAGAGCCCUUUUGAAUGCUCAAAGUGAAUGAAGCAAAUGAAGGAAUAGGUAGUUAUGGUAUUUAUACAAAUGAUUAUAAAAACGUAAAACACAAAGUAAUAGGUCCAAGAAAAGUGAAUAUGGAUAUAUGGGGAAAAUGGAGAAGCAAAUGGAUGCCUGGCAUUCUGGAUAGAGCCCCAGUGGCAAGCGUGACUGGAAAAGAAGGUUGGAAAAUUAUAAGAAUCCUGAAGGAAAAAGGAAUACAUAAAGUGUCUGAUUUAGUUUGUGAGGGAGAAAUCAUACCAUUACAAAACUUGAUAGAAAUGGGAGGGAAGGAGAAUUGGCUGGCAAUAAGAGGGUUAUGUGCCCGUCCUGGCUUGUUAAAGCUUGCCGGGCGGAGCUACGACCCCAUCUGUUGAGUAUAAUCAAUGGCUCCCUUGAGCA
Messenger RNA from Sphaerodactylus townsendi, 4002 nucleotides. Its product is annotated as zinc finger protein 883-like. The transcript has 8 exons. NCBI's taxonomy places the organism in Eukaryota, Metazoa, Chordata, Lepidosauria, Squamata, Sphaerodactylidae. Gene Ontology annotation, molecular function: RNA polymerase II cis-regulatory region sequence-specific DNA binding; DNA-binding transcription repressor activity, RNA polymerase II-specific. Bases 1045 to 3516 code for a protein of 823 amino acids. The record is from RefSeq and is a predicted model, not a curated record. Gene Ontology annotation, biological process: regulation of cytokine production; regulation of immune system process; negative regulation of transcription by RNA polymerase II.